AUGACGGUGACGGUGACGCCGUCGACUUCCGACGUCGCCGACAAGGCGGUGUCGACGGACGACGGCGGCAGCGGCGGCAUGGAGGUGGCGCGUCUCGAGGCCGUCCUCGCCGCCCUGGUGGAGACGAAGGUGGAGGCGAUGAAGGCGUCGUCGACGCUCAGCCGGCGAUCCGGCAGCGCGCCCGCCAGUCCGCGUCGACCUAGAUUGACCUCGACCUCGACGCAGCAGCAGCAGCAGCACAAUAAGAAGGGUCAGCAUCAUCAGCACCACCGCCAUCGUCGCAGACGUCACGACUCCGCGCCCUGCGGAAGUGACUACCUCAACAACGCGACGGAUCAUUCUCAACACAAGUUGUCUAACGGAAGGGGACGGAGAAGAGCCUCCGAAAGUCCUCGAAGCCCUCGAAAGAAGCGCAGGCAUUCGAGGAGCCCAAAUAUUCUUCAAGGCGUCGUCCAAGACGUUCACGCCGGCCUCGAUUCGCGCUUCGAGCUGCUCGGCAUUGACGGCGACCAAGACGUGGCGCUAAUAAAUUUCGAAAGGGCUAAAGAAGUCCUCGGCGACUCCUGCGAAUAUCCGCGGCUGCACCGAAGUGCCUGCUACUUUUCUCAAAGCGCAGCUCAAUUAAAAAUUCAUUACGACGACGACGACUACGUGGCGUUGAACGUAGCCGACGAGCUGGAGGAGGAGGAGACUCUAAGCGGGCCGGAGAAGGUGGACGAGUCUCAGGGAAGGUAUCACCGACCACGAAGAAAGCGCAAACGUAAACGACGCAAGAUCGAGCCCGUCGAUCAUCCGGACGAGGAACUCGUCGAUCCGGAGGAGCUGCCGCCUCGCGCACGCUGGACGAUCGUCGCGACCGCUUGUCUUCUGCUCGCCAUGUCCUUGCUCCUGGUCGGUGUUACGCUACGAAUGGCGCCUAUAAUUGACGACAUGGGUGAGUCGAUUGCUACGACAAAUCUCGCGUCUCUGAUCAAACGAGAAUCGAGCGUUGCGCGUUCGUCGCAUUUAGGCCCGUCGUUUAACUUUGAGCUUAGCUCAAUUCGUUGUCUCUUUCCACCUGUUUACUUCAGAAAGAGAUAAACACGAUUUAAACUAUAAGGAUUAAAGCUAAGAGACGUUCGGCGAAACCGGGACUCAAUAAUAUAUUUUU
This is a messenger RNA of Vollenhovia emeryi, 1150 nucleotides long. RefSeq lists its product as uncharacterized. Lineage: Eukaryota; Metazoa; Arthropoda; Insecta; Hymenoptera; Formicidae. The transcript has 4 exons. Bases 1 to 1080 code for a protein of 359 amino acids. The record is from RefSeq and is a predicted model, not a curated record.